Molecule: messenger RNA, 1257 nt
Organism: Phytophthora nicotianae INRA-310
Lineage: Eukaryota; Oomycota; Peronosporomycetes; Peronosporales; Peronosporaceae
Exons: 1
Coding region: 228-1160 (310 amino acids)
Molecular function (GO): phosphatidylinositol binding
Source: RefSeq, a predicted model, not a curated record
AAUGGAUACAGCUGGCGAUGCUUUCCAUAGGGGAACGACCACACGGUGCCAAUGUGGACUCGCCCAGCUGGAGCAUUCACAUUCGCCAAUUGCCCCCAGGUGGCUCAGAGCUCAAGUGUCCGUGCGUUUAUCAGUUGGAGGUGAUCGGGUGUUCAGCGCUGCGCAACCGCCAACACACCUACUGCGCCUUUCGAUCACCUUCAUCCGGCUAACCGCCGUAGCUCCUCAUGGCCCUGCGCAAGUCCAUUUCGCUGCCAAUCGGACCACCCACCAAGCUGCGACGCCGCAAGUCGCUCCAGGAGCAACAAAUGAGCCGCUCGUUCUCGUUCCCCAAGCGCCGCGUAGAACGGCAAACGCAGCGCCUCACGCCGACGCAGACAUUCGAGCAGACGCUGCUCGAUAAUGUCCACGUGGAGUUUAUCAAAGCUGUGGUGCCCGGCCAGAACAAGCUUGCCAGUCCGCGCUACGUCAUGCGUAUCAGUAACACAGCGCUGGACCAAACGUGGGAAAUGGCAAGGACCUUUAAGGAAUUUUACGAGCUCAAAGAAGAAAUUGCCAGCGUGCUCGACUACGGCCACUUCUGUCCGUCCAACUGUCCGUGGCUCUACAUGUACGCAGCGCACCACUUUCCACGCCGCCGCAUCUUCCGAUCAAGGAGCCCAAGUGUGAUUUCUGGACGCCUGUCGGAGUUGCAGACGUAUUUCUCGACGCUGCUGCGUAUGGCCAAGCAGAACCGCAACUUGGAAUGCUCCGUAUCGUCCACCAAGCUACCACAGCUCAUCUAUGACUUCCUGUUCGAGGGCAUGGUCUUCGAUCGCUCGGAUUUUAUGCGGUUGAGCGAGCGCCUCACUAUUGGUGGAAGAGAUAGCAGCUUUCUCGACAACGACCCGACGCAAGAUCCGGAGGAAUGUUUUAUCUGUCGCAAGGCGCUCGUCGGCGACGACACGGUGUCAAUUGUGCCAGCAGCUCCAAGUAGCAAAAGGGGCCCUUCAGACGUCAACAAAAAGGUCGACAAGCACGUGAGAGCUGGUCUAACCACGCUAGACUGCGGCCAUUGCUUCCACGACGAGUGUAUCCUCGCGAAACUUAAUGAGUCGCUGACUUGUCCACUCUGCAUUGCACACUCGAGCCCACCUCAAUCCGGCAUCGCUGCUGCUUAACUACAACCCUCUACUGUAUAGCGUAGCUUGAAAGGCCUUAUGUGUAUGUUCAUAAUUGAAAUGGGAAAGUCAUUUGCUAUUGUGAUGUCGCUGUAGC